AUGAGUGUAAGUGACGAUAUAGAUGUGCGGCCUGCAGCUAAACCUGAAAGUUCGUUCGGUAUGCGGCACCUCAUUAUGUUCCUGCUCUUCAUGGCCACAACUGUCUCGUACGCCACGCGGGUCAGCAUGAGCAUCGCUAUUGUAGCUAUGACCACGGAUAAUGACUACGGAUAUCUCAUAUUCAACUGGGAGAGGAGCGUUCAGGAUACCAUCCUCUCUUCUUUUUUCUGGGGCUACAUUGUGUUGCAAAUUCCCGCUGGAUUACUCGCAGGAAAAUUCGGUGGAAAAAUGCUCAUUACUCUCGCUAUGGUCACCACGGGAUUAGUCAACUUAGUCACACCUUUAGCUGCUACUAAAGGUGAUUGGAUCGCUGUUUGUGCUUGCCGGAUUCUCAUGGGCCUGUCACAGGGUAUGUUGUAUCCAAGUCUUCACGGCUUGCUUGGACAAUGGUCACCGACUACGGAGAGAAGUAGAAUGGGAACUUUUGUCUAUGCCGGGGCUCAGCUGGGUACGAUCAUUGAAAUGAUGAUGGCCGGUGCACUAUCCGCUGGACCUUGGGGCUGGCCCUCAGUAUUCUACGUGGCAGGAAUCACUUGCCUCAUUUUGGGAGCUGUAUGGGUGAUCUUCGGCGCUUCCACACCCAGUACUUGCAGAUGGAUCUCCAAGGAAGAAAGGAAAUAUAUCGAGAUGAAUAUUGGCUCAGCAGAUAUCAGUGAAAAGAAGAAAAUGAACACUCCCUGGAAAAGCAUUUGGACAUCGUUGCCAUUCUGGGCGAUUAUUCUCGCGCACAGUGGCCAAAGUUUAGGAUUUUGGACUCUUCUGACAGAAAUUCCUUCCUACAUGAACAAGGUUCUUGGAGUAAACAUAAAAAGUAAUGGUCUAUUGUCAGCGCUUCCGUACGUAGCUAUGUACAUUCUGAGCUUCAUAUUCAGCUGGUCCUCCGACUUCCUCGUCAACAGAAACAUAACCAGUCUGCCCACAGCUCGAAAAAUUUUCAACACGAUCGCUUUCUGGGGUCCCGCAGUCGCUUUGCUUGGCUUAUCGUAUAUACCAGCUGGUCACUUGACACUUGCGGUGGCAAUACUGACGAUCACCGUCGGACUCAAUGGUGCUCAUUACGUCGGGUUCUUGAUUUCACAUAUUGACAUCUCCCCUAACUUCGCCAGCACGUUGAUGGGCAUCACCAAUGGCUGCGGCAACAUUUUCUCUAUCAUGGCACCUUUGAGCGUGUCGCUCGUUGUGAAAGACGAGUCAAGUGCAUCAGAAUGGCGAAAAGUUUUCUUCAUAUCGAUUGCGUUCUACUUCCUAAGCAAUCUUUUCUUCAUUUUAUUCAUGUCAGGAAGAGUUCAAGACUGGAACGAGCCACAACACUCCAAAACAUUAGAGGAUGGAGUAAAAGAAGCCGAGGAAGUUAACAGCAGUAGAAAAAACAAAACUGUCGUUGAAAAGUUUUGA
Molecule: messenger RNA, 1455 nt
Organism: Parnassius apollo (apollo)
Lineage: Eukaryota; Metazoa; Arthropoda; Insecta; Lepidoptera; Papilionidae
Source: the annotation of a GenBank genome assembly